Messenger RNA from Culicoides brevitarsis, 1318 nucleotides. RefSeq lists its product as uncharacterized. Gene Ontology annotation, molecular function: F-box domain binding. Gene Ontology annotation, biological process: negative regulation of SCF-dependent proteasomal ubiquitin-dependent catabolic process; regulation of ERK1 and ERK2 cascade; negative regulation of protein binding. The record is from RefSeq and is a predicted model, not a curated record. Gene Ontology annotation, cellular component: nucleoplasm; cytoplasm. NCBI's taxonomy places the organism in Eukaryota, Metazoa, Arthropoda, Insecta, Diptera, Ceratopogonidae. Bases 101 to 1000 code for a protein of 299 amino acids. The transcript is spliced from 2 exons.
CGAGUGGAGAAAAGCAGAAACAUAAAUAGAGGCCAACGCGAAAAUUAAGUGAAAAUAAAUGAAGAAAACACUUGCAAAAGUGUAGCUUGUUAGCGAGAAAAUGUUAACCGAACGAUGUUACCGCAUCAUCAAUAAACUUACGCCAAAACAACCCACGGACAGCAACAGUUUGACUGAAAUAUGCGAUUGCUUCCAGCAUAUUCCGUUUACGGCAAUCCUCAACAGUGUUUACCUCUGCAACGGGAUUGUGUCGACGGAGAUUUUGCGACGCCACAAAUUCACACACUUGAUAAACAUUGACAAGGAGUAUUUCUUGCGUAAUGUGCCAGUGCAUCGUAGUAGUAAUAGUAGUAGCAAUAGUGAUAGCAACGUAAUUGACGUGCAUGACCCGGCAGUCGAGUUUGAGAUCUUGGACUUGAAUUUCGGGCAUCCCGCAUCGAUGACGGUGCUCCCGAACUUGUAUCGUGCUGUGAAAUUUCUCGAAAAGGCGCUCGAGAACAGCGGAAGAGUCUUCAUUGGCGACGAUUUUGGCAACCAAAAAGCCGUCACGAUUCUCAUUGCAUUCAUCAUGUACAAAUAUCGCGUAAAAUUCGUCGAAUCCUUCCAGAUUAUGCGACGCGUUUGCAUGCUCAAUGUCGUGCUCGACACCUUCCUCAUUGCGCAACUCAUGGAAUACGAACCCAUACUGGAGACGCAGCGACGCACGCAACUCGGAUCGAGUUGCAGCAGCGAAAUCCGGAGUUCACGCUUGAAACGCAAGAAAAUUCCUGCGGCAACGAGCUUAAGUGAACAAGCGACAAUACUCAGAUCAUCCUCGCCCUCGAGUCCUAAUAGCGAUAGUUUUAGUAGUAAUAACAACAACAACAACUCUAACGACAAACCAAAUAACUUAAAUUCCUCCAUUUCUGCGAGUUUUAUCAUUACAUCGACGUCUUCUGCCAUCGUGGAUGGCAAUGGCAACAACAUUUUUGCGUUGGAGCAACAAAACAUGGAAACCUAAAAACAGCAUCGAAUAAUUUUUUUUAAUUCUUUCAUUUUUUUUAAUAGAAAGAAAUGUACUAAACUUAAUUUUUACAUAUUUAACGUUAAAAAUUGUCAAAAAAUAUAUUCAAUAUUUAGCAAAAUAGAUAAAAAAAAAUGUUAACUGCCGCUGUAUAAUCUGUGCUAAAAAAAAUCAAAAAAUGUUAAAAUUUUGUUAAUCGCAAACUAUUUACAUAUAAAAAAAAAUCAUAUAUUUAGUGAAUGUAAGAAAUCUAGAGUUUAAUUUGUAAAUAAGAAAAUAAUAUAUAAUUGAAGUAAAUGAACUACUUAUCAUGUA